UCUUCCUCUGCUCCUUCGGAUCCCUAUAUCUUCUGAGGAUCGUCCCUAUCUCUCUCUUUGCAUUCCUCUAUCUCUCUCUUCCUUUCUCUGAUCGGCAGGAGAUUCAGAGAGUUAAUUAGGCCUCUCCGAUUCUUUGGAAUCAGAAUCAUUUGCGGAAGAUCGGUCUGGAGAUAGGGGUUUCUUCUCGGAGUUGCUGGAGUUCUCUGAGAGUUCGCUUCCAGAGGCUACCGGUUGAUAGCUUUGUUCCUUUUCCUUGUCUCGGAUAUCAUGCUUGUUAAACUUGUACCCUCUGUAAUCAUUUGCUGCCGAAUGUUUUGUUCUCCGGGGUAGUACCAAAAGAGCGUUUUGGUCAGCAUCUCAACAUCACUUAGAAUUGAGUGUGUUCAUCUGGCUCCUUUUUCCUGCAUAAAAACUCAAAUAAGCAAGUGUAAAUCAGAACCUUUAUUUGAUCUUCCUACCUAGGAGUCUGAAACUUUGGGGUUUUGUAGUACAGCCACCCGCCCCAAGUAUGAUAAGACAAUAACGUAUUUAGUUUCAGCAACUUUACUUCGCACAAAUGUUAUUCUGGGGAGCAUCCUUGGUCUUUCUGGAAGAGCCUGUCUAUUACUUGGCUUAUAUCAUCCAUAAAGGUGAACGUUGUAAUGUUUUCCAUCCCGUACUGGAGUAUUGAGUGCAUUGAUGACUUGUGACAAGCAACAACCAUGGAACAUGCACCUGAGAAGAAAUUUCCAGUCAGUUCAAAAGAUUACAAACUAUAUGAAGAAGUUGGUGAAGGUGUCAGUGCGACAGUAUACAGGGCUCUUUGUGUUCCACUUAAUGAAAUAGUUGCUAUCAAGGUUUUGGACCUGGAGAAGUGCAAUAAUGACCUGGAUGGAAUUCGACGUGAAGUGCAGACUAUGAGUUUGACAGAUCAUCCUAAUCUCCUAAAAGCACAUUGCUCUUUCACGAAUGACCAUAGCCUUUGGGUUGUAAUGCCUUAUAUGGCUGGAGGCUCUUGUCUUCAUAUAAUGAAAUCUGCUUAUGCGGAAGGGUUUGAAGAACCUGUUAUUGCAACAUUAUUACGUGAAGUGCUUAAAGCUCUCGUUUAUCUUCAUAGUCAUGGGCACAUUCAUCGGGAUGUUAAGGCAGGGAAUAUUUUACUUGAUGGCAACGGUGCUGUAAAGCUAGCGGAUUUUGGAGUUUCAGCUUGCAUGUUUGAUACUGGUGAUAGGCAACGGUCACGGAAUACUUUUGUAGGAACUCCAUGCUGGAUGGCUCCUGAGGUAAUGCAACAACUACAUGGCUAUGAUUUUAAGGCAGACAUUUGGUCUUUUGGAAUAACAGCUUUAGAGCUUGCUCAUGGUCAUGCACCUUUUUCUAAAUAUCCCCCAAUGAAGGUGUUACUUAUGACCUUGCAAAAUGCACCUCCAGGACUUGACUAUGAACGAGACAAAAGAUUUUCAAAGUCUUUUAAAGAAAUGGUAUCUGCCUGCUUAGUAAAGGAUCCAAGGAAGCGUCCAUCAUCUGAGAAGCUUUUAAAGCAUCACUUCUUUAAACAUGGGCGAUCUAAUGAGUAUUUGGCAAAGACGAUUCUUGAUGGUCUUGCUCCCCUUGGUGAUCGAUUUAGGACAUUAAAGGCAAAGGAGGCUGACUUUCUUGUCAAUAAUAAGAUCCGCUAUGGAGAUAAAGAGCAAAUGUCACAGCACGAAUAUAUUCGUGGAAUUAGUGGAUGGAAUUUUAAUCUGGAAGAUUUGAAAAAUCAAGCUGCCAUUAUGCAGGACCCUGAUGAUGUUUCUAGUGUGAAUGAUUUGGAUAUGAAUGUAAACACAAAGGAGAUGUUUAAUGACCAAGAUGAUGGGGGGAGUGCAUUGUCUUCCGAGAGCAAAGACGAUAUCAGGGAUACUGCUUCAAAAGAGGAGGGUGGUCGUAAUCUACUCAGACACAGCUCUCUGCCUUCUUUUCCUCUUCGGCCUCUUCAGGCACUCAAAGGGUAUUUUGAUAUUUCUGAAGAUGAGGUGAAUACAAGCAGUCCUUCUUGGAAAGAAGAUGGUGAGUCUUAUCCAGAGCAACUGUUUCAGAUACAAAGGACGCAAGCUGUAGAAGAGCAAGAAAUUAGGGAGUGUGAUGAUGACAACCUUGAAAGAAAUUGCACUUCAUCAAGAAACACUGGCUUUAUUCCUGGACAGGGUCAAAGAUUCUUGAGUGGUUCACUUAUUCCAGAACGUGUUUAUGCCCAAACUAAAGGUGGCACUGGAGAUGGAGAAAGGGAGCACAUACAACUGAGAAAACCACCUGAGCGAAAUUUUAGUGGUCCUUUGCUCCAGCGCCACAAGCGAAAUGGGGAUAUCCAGCAAGCAGCAAGCUUGCAGUCACUGGGAGAUACAUCUGAAGGAACGGUUGUACAGCAUAAGGGGCGUUUCAAGGUCACAUCAGCUGAGAAGGCUAUCACAUUAACGAAUUCCCUGCUUAAUUCUACUUCUGGGUCUCCAAGCUCUGCCACCAUAUUAUCAUCAAUUCUUCCAUCUCUGCAAAAUAUUUUGCAUCACAACACAUUGCAAAGGGACCAGAUAAUUAAAUUGCUUAAGUGUGUGGAGCGGAGUUCAGGAAAUCUGUCUGAUACUGCUCUAGUCAAUGCCAGUGACAUCCCAAUGGCCCCUUCAACUUUUGGUAGAGAAAAGGAAUUGCAGUCACAGGUGAUUCAACUACAACAAAGAAUUGGUGGUCUUGCUGAAGAGUUGCAAAAGUUGAAGAUGAAAAAUGCUCAGUUGGAAAGGCAAUUGAGUGUUUCAUCAAAUGUGGAAGAUGAUAGGCUAUAGUAUGAGGGCACAAGAACCUUUUUAUCAAACCCCAAGCAACAGAGGCGUUGAUGCUCCAACCUUGAGGACUAUUGCAGAUGUGUACAUUCCAUGAUUCUGCUUCUGUAUUCUCCAUGUAUUUUGUAUAAAAAUAACUCUUAUGGGUGAGGUCUUUUUGUCCAAUUUUGCGAGGGUUCGUGAAGUCCUGGAACAUUCCAUAUUGUAAUCUUAUUUAUUAUCUUAAUGAUGAUAUAGUGGAGUAGCUGUCAAACACAUGCUGCUCAAUUUAGAAUGUCUUGCAAAA
Molecule: messenger RNA, 3078 nt
Organism: Nymphaea colorata (pocket water lily)
Lineage: Eukaryota; Viridiplantae; Streptophyta; Magnoliopsida; Nymphaeales; Nymphaeaceae
Product: serine/threonine-protein kinase BLUS1
Exons: 21
Coding region: 702-2795 (697 amino acids)
Biological process (GO): protein phosphorylation
Molecular function (GO): protein kinase activity; ATP binding; protein serine/threonine kinase activator activity
Source: RefSeq, a predicted model, not a curated record